This is a messenger RNA of Cavia porcellus (domestic guinea pig), 4510 nucleotides long. Its product is annotated as spermatogenesis-associated protein 31E1-like. The record is from RefSeq and is a predicted model, not a curated record. The coding region runs from base 34 to 4452 and encodes 1472 amino acids. The transcript has 4 exons. Lineage: Eukaryota; Metazoa; Chordata; Mammalia; Rodentia; Caviidae.
GCUCAGUUGCCAGACAGCGACUGUGCGAUUCAGAUGUUAGAGAAUCUUGUCUCUCUUCUGAAGAGCAUUUGUACCCCAUGGCUAAGCCUCAGCUCCAACCCUUGGGCUAUGGAUAUGAUCCUUGCCUUUGUGGGUGGACUGGGGAUCUACCUCGUGUUACUGCCCUUCCUACCGGAUAAGCCAUCGGUACCAACACCAACACCUACGGAGAAGAAACGUUCUAGAAGGUACCACAUGGUGAAGAAGGACUGGAGUAGGAUCCGAAAAAGGAGCUGCCCUCCGAGAGCUCGCAGAUAUUUCUGGGAGGAAGGAGAAGAGAUUAAUGACCUGGAUUCACUUCUGCACAGCCACCUGGGGAAUCCCCUACAGGGUAGCAGACUCAAUCAAUUCUCAAGAGAAGAUGCCCGUGGUGAGAAGUUCCAACCGUUAUCUGCUAGAGCUGACCGAGCAAGUAGGCAGCCUUUGGAGGACAUGUUUGUCACCGCUUCAUCCUCACUGGUUUCCCAGAUUCCUUCAGUUGAGCACCUCCCAUUUCCGACCUCUACCUUGUCAUCUGGUCUGAAGACAUUGCCAGUUUCUCUGGGGUCACAGUCCCCCGUGAGGGCCUCUUCACCACCAGAGCCUUCAGGUCCUCUAAGAUGUCCGUCACCCCAGCCAUUUUCACUUUCCUCUUCCCCAUUGCAUUCUCCUGGCCCCAUGGCCUCCCCACCACCUCUGCCAGACCCCGGCCUGGCUCUUCCUCAGCAGGAUUCAUCCCUCCUCCCACUGGGGACCAUCCCAAGAAGCUCCUCUCCACCCAACCAGUGCUCAUUGCCUUCUCCUGUCCCAGCAAUUUCAAUUCUUGGUCACUCAGUCUGUGCCAUCUCAGCCCUUCCCCAGUGUCAGGAGCCUCCCACAGCUGUGUCCCACUCCAGCUUAUCCAACAGUGAAGCCCAAGGAGGUCAUUUUAUCUGCCAAUCGCCAGUGGCCUCAUUCUUGGCAGACAACACCUUCACACAGGUGGAGAAUGGUAGUUCUCAUUUCCUCAAUCCUGAUGUCCAGGAGGUGCUAGAAAUACUCAUCACCAAGAAAGUGGAACUGAAGAUCUCUAAGAUGACUAAAGAGAAUGGGCAAGACAGACCUUUGUAUUCUUUGGGGAAUAUAUUAAAGUCCCUGGGCAAAGAACAGGACCCUAUCAUGUCACAACCUUUCUGGAAAACAAAAGAAGAAGCAGAGUAUUUUCCUGCUUUGCCACAGCUCCCCUAUGUGAAGAUCUUUGGGGAUCAUGUGCAACAUACAGGGAGCCAGUUUUUCUGGGGCCUCCCAGUUCUACACAGUGAGUCCCUGGUGGAAAACACCAGAGUGACUGACGCCUCAGUGCAGUUUUCUACCAUGUUAUUCAAUGGACUCUGUAAUUAUGUCCCAGCACAAAUUCAGUCCAAUGUUUCUCCACAACUCUAUCCCCCUCGGCCCCAGGGCCACCAUUUGGCCCUGCCCCACACAUUUACUCAAGCUCUGCCUCCAUCCCAAACCCCAUCUGUGUCUCAGAUACAGACCCAGGAGCAUGCUCCAUCUCUCCCAAUUGUUCCUUGCCAUUCACCUCAAGCCAGGACGUGGGAAGUGUCUAGUCUUAAGGGUCAGAACGGAAAGCAAUAUCCUGUUUCACAUACUGUUCAAUACCUAGGACGUGAAUAUUUGAAGCAGCCAGAGGAAAAGAGAGGGUUUCCUCCUGUAGUUAAAAGAUCUCAGAAAGUCUUUAGCCAGCCUGCUGACAAACAUGAGGUCAUCCAGAAAACCAAGUCCUCUGGCAAGCUCCCAGUGGAUGUUAUCUACUUUACGAUUCGUGAACAACUCGAGGAGCAUCUUCAAGUAAGAUUGAUGUGUGGGCUGCCCCAGAAGGUUCACCUACCUCUGAACAAGGAAAAAGACCCAGGAAACAGGCAGGCAAAGGAAAAUUGUGGGCCUUCCCAGACUUCAGUGAUUUCAGACAAAAGCAGUCAGGUCAUACAAAAGACCAUGUCAGAGUGUCCAGAAAUAUCCCAGACAGGGAAACACUCAAGCAAUGACCUGGAGAAGACCCCAAAAGACUUAUUCAUGGGUCUAGAAAUGUCUGUGGUGAAUGAACUAGACUCAAUCUGUGACUCAGCAUCACCAAGGAAAGUGUUGAGACUCCUAAGAAGUGAUUCAGGAAAUGAUCCAGCCAUCAGUCCAGGUAAGAAAAACCUAGAAGACAAUGAGAGCAUCUAUCCAAGUGGGAAGGUUGAGCAGACAGGGGAAGGAAUCACUGUGGAUAAUGGUCAUUCCACACUCACUGUUGAUCAUGCCUGUGAACAUCCUGGGAACUCAAAUGUCCCCAUGGAAACUGGGGAUGAGCCAUCUUUGCAGGGUCAGGAGUAUGGCAAGAAUGCUCAGGACCUCUCUAUCCUCGAUGCUGGGACUAGGCAGAUGCUGGAAGCACAUCUCAAAAGGCUCUGUGUGAGACACAGGUGGAGCCUAGCUUUCAAAGUCAUCAGGGUUAUUUUGAGACUGAAAACCAGUCACAUUUCAUUGCUUCCACAGCCUGCCUCUUCCUCCUCAGCCUCCCAAAACUCCAAGCCUGACUCCACCCACCAAGAUAUAAAAUUGUACGGAGAACCAUCUGAGAAUAUUCCAGGAGAGAACAUGAAAACAGCUAUGUCAGUUCUCAAAAUGCAGGGUCCUGUCACUGGUCAUUCAUUCAAAUCCUGUAUGAUGAGUCUACCUGGUGAUGACCAUGAGCCCUCAGAAGCUGUACUAACUGGACAAGAGACCAGCCUGACUGCUCAGCCCCAUAUAUACUGCCCUGAGAGCAGAGUCCAGCAUCCUGAUACUGUCUCAGUGCCAGGGAGAGGCAGCAUUGGUUCAAGUCCAGUAUCAGUAAUGGACAAAUAUCAGCCUCAGGAGAGAGGAGGUGUGGUCUCAAGUGACACUUCCCAUCAAGUGUUGACAGGGGAGAAGAAUGCAGGAUCUCCAUGUUCAAGGGACAGAGACAUCCAGAAGACUAUGGAGACAGAGGUGAAGAAAUCAGUGGAGUGGGCAGUUACCAAGGAAGCCAGCAUGAUGUCACCCUCCCAAAAUCUUAAUGUGAGUCCAAGAAUUUUAAAGUCUCCGGGACUCAAUAAAAGCCUCCCCUCGCCCAAAAUUUGUACUUUGCAGGAGACAGAGGUCUCGUCCUUGGGCAUCCAGGCAAUUUCAAAAAAGAAGGAUCAGGAUUUACCCACCAGAGUCCUUCUGCAAGACUUUGCCACUGGCGAGGUUCUUCAAGACUCUGCCUCAGAGAUACCUCUUACCAAAGACAUUCUGGCUUCUCAGGCUCGUCUGCCCAACACUCGAGGAGUGUCCAAUAGCAGCACAUCGCCUUCCCAAGGAAUAGUCAGUCUCUUAAUGCAAGACAGAAUUAGCCAGGGUCAAAAGGAGCCCGGGAUCUCAAAACUCCAGGAUCCAGUGGAGAUCAAGAGUAACACGUUUGAUUCACCUGAGAGUGGAGGGGGCUUUGUGAGCCCCAGUAAAAUGAUCACUAGUCACCCAUCACCUUCCCGAGGGCUAAGUGACCACUCAGGGAGGGACACGGUGGGCCAGGAACAGAAGGAGCCCAGGGUGCCCAAAUCCCAGGAGCCCAGGAUGAGCAAGAGCCAUGUGUCUGCUCCACCUGAGAAGAAAGGGAGCUUUGAGAGGCCCAAACCAGGAGGGAAGGAAACGCAAAGUGCAGGAAGAAAGGAGGUUGGAAGGCUGAUGCCCCCUCCUCAGAUCAGGGAGGUAAGAGGCAUUGCAGGACGCAAACUCCAGUCAGAGAAGAAAAUGUUACCUUCAGAAGUCACCAUUGGGACCCGAGUCUGGAACUUUCUGCAGAACAUACUGCCCUCAAAAGACAAAGGGGAGGCAGAGCCCCUGCAGAAAGCCAAGCCCCGAGCAGCUGUGACCCAAAGUCAAGGUUUAGGUACCAAAGACAGGGUCUUUAGGGACACAGGCACUGUGGAAGCCCACGUGCUCAUGAGUACUGUUGGACGGAUCGUAAAGGAGAAAAUGAAGCAACACUAUGAAUUUUCUGCCUCAAAAGAAAACUUGCAGAAAAGGGGACCACAGGGAGAUAGGUGGUCCUCCUGCCACAAGAAUGCUUCCUAUCCACAGCAAAAGAGAAUCGUCAGCAACAUGGCCUGUGGUCCGCAGGCCAGGCCCCAGCGCCCCAGCCAUGUGAUGAAUGGAAGCUUGAUCAGAGACAAGGCAAACAAUCCUGCCUUCCCUCCCAGGGAGCCUGGGCCCCUACCUGGUCACUUCCACAGGAGGCCCAUGGGGGCUGGAGCCUCAGAGCCCCCUGUUCACUGCUCCAGGCACUAUGCCCUUCAGAGAACUGUGUUCCCCAAUCAAUCACAUAAUGCUUCCCACAUCCGUCCUGGGGAAAAAUCUUUGCUGAGCAAACCUGCUCUGUCUCAUACAGGCAGGUCUGGUAUGGGCUAAGGUCAUCUUUCUACAGAGAUGUCUGUGGAAUCCCAAUAAAUGACUUUUUCUCAUCAGA